AUGGAGGAACUGCGGCGGGAGCAGCACCGCAUCGCCGGCCACCCCUACGCCUUCGAGGUGGGGUCCUACUUCCUGGCGGGGUACUACAGCGUCCUGGCCAGCACCCCGGAGCUGGCGCGGCAGUUCUACACGGACGGCAGCACCGUCGUGAGGGUCGACUGCCAGACCAUGGAGUCCCAGUUCGGGGAGACGGCCGAGGAAAUCAAUGAUAUAUUGAUGUCCAUGAAUGUUCAAAAGGUUGAGAUUAAAACGGCUAAUUUCUUGGAAUCAUGGGCUGGAGCCAUCACUCUGUUGGUUACUGGCCUAGUGCAAUUGAAAGGCUACCCUUUACGCAAGAGAUUCUCCCAGAGUAUCAUUCUUGCUCCUCAGGUCAAACCAGAUGGAUUUUUUGUAGACAGUGACAUCUUUCAGCUCAUCUGUGACGAGUAUGAUGAUCAUUACCAAGUUGCUGAUUACGGUUAUGCUAACCAAUUUCCACAGAUGGUUGCUCAUAAUACCAUGACCGAAACAGCAUCUGAUUAUGUGGCUGAAGAACUUGAAUUAAAGGGGUUUGCAGCUCCUGCUGAUACCGACGAAAGGGCUAAUGGUAUUAUAUAUGAGAAUCAUGAAAUGCAGCAGCAAGAUCCUUUGGAAUUUGAGUCUGCAGUCAACGGAGAAACUCAUUUUGAAGAUCCUGCUCCCUCCCUCCCUAGUUCGACAGACAUUAAACAGGAUGCAUCUGCUCCUCCCCACCCUCCUUCCCCACCUACACCUGAAGAAGAGCCUGUGGGAGAACCGCCUAAGCAAACAUAUGCUUCAGUGCUGCGAGCAAAUGCUGGUCAGGUUAUCCACUCCACUCCGGUUAACAGGGCUAUGACAGGGACCACAGAAUCACAGCUGGUUGGACAAACUCAGCCUGUGCCAGUGCAAGAAAAAUCAAACUUGGGCACUCGUCUGGAUGUCAGUGUCCCUGAGGAUGAAGAAGAGUUCCUAUCAGUAUAUGUUGGUAAUCUUUCUCCAGCUACUUCAGUCUUCGAUCUUGAGAAGGUCUUUCAGGCUUUUGGAAGAAUUAAACCUGAUGGAGUUGCUAUACGUAGUCGCAAGGAGGCUGGAGUUUUCUUUGGAUUUGUUGAGUAUGAAAACAUGAGUGGCAUCCAGAAUGCGUUGGAUUCAUCUCCAAUAGAGUUGAAUGGGCGUCUAGUACAUGUUGAGGAGAGGAGGCCUGGCAGUGGAGUCUUUCGCGGGGUCAAUAUGGUGGGCGCUACGACGGGGAUUACGCUGCACGGUCAAAGGGAAAUGGUUACCAAAGGAGGGGCGGGCACCAAUACGACGGCUACGACUAGUCUCACAUUUGCUCUGCUGGCGAAUGGUCGCAUCCCAUUUGGUGCUCUUGAUCUGGUGCGGCCUGGCCAUAUUUUUGUCACAACAAAGCGCGAUUACCUGGAGAACUUGCGUUUUGCUUAG
This is a messenger RNA of Triticum turgidum subsp. durum (durum wheat), 1443 nucleotides long. Lineage: Eukaryota; Viridiplantae; Streptophyta; Magnoliopsida; Poales; Poaceae. The record is from the annotation of a GenBank genome assembly.